This is a messenger RNA of Pyrenophora tritici-repentis Pt-1C-BFP, 171 nucleotides long. The record is from RefSeq and is a predicted model, not a curated record. Lineage: Eukaryota; Fungi; Ascomycota; Dothideomycetes; Pleosporales; Pleosporaceae.
AUGAUAGUGUUUACCCACCACAUUGGCGACGUCGAUAGUUCCAAGCGUUAUCAAAUGGAGUUGAAGCGCGCGAGAAGGCGGACCGGAGAGCACUCGCCAAACAGCCAACAUCACCGUCACGGCGUGCAGAGCUCGUACAACAAGAACAAAACCAGAAAGCAGGCCAGCUGA